This is a messenger RNA of Oncorhynchus nerka (sockeye salmon), 370 nucleotides long. RefSeq names its product collagen alpha-1(VI) chain-like. The record is from RefSeq and is a predicted model, not a curated record. The transcript has 6 exons. Gene Ontology annotation, cellular component: extracellular matrix. Bases 16 to 348 code for a protein of 110 amino acids. Lineage: Eukaryota; Metazoa; Chordata; Actinopteri; Salmoniformes; Salmonidae.
ACAGGUAGACAGGGGAUGCCAGGGGAGAAGGGAGACAUCGGGGUAGAUGGAAAUUUGGGAGACCCCGGCCCUGUGGGGUACCGUGGAAUGAAGGGCGACCGUGGUGGAAGAGGUGACAAGGGCGAGAGAGGCCAUAAAGGCUACAAGGGAGACAAAGGACAACGGGGAACAGAUGGAGUUGAUGGACGUAAGGGUGAUCCAGGCUUUUCUGGUCUAGCCGGCUGUAAAGGUUCCCAGGACCUGACGGCUCACAGGGAGACGGCGGUCCUAAGGGAGAUCCUGGUCCAUACGGAACCAAAGGAACUAAGGGAGAUCAGGGGAAAGACGGAGAACCUAGACGACCCGUAACUACGGACUGCCCGGAAUCAAG